CUCCCUCUUUCCUUUUUUUCCAAAGCGAAAAUUAAUCAAACGGGCCCCGGGCACCUUCCCCCCAUCCCCGAGCCAUUCAAAUACCUCUACCCUCUCCCUCCCAUGGACCAGCCAAAGCCUCGUGCCUUCCACAACCACCACCACCACCGAUAAGAAACCAAAACACCAUCCUCUUAUUAGAAGAACCUUUCGAAAGUUUGGAGAGAAAAUCCCUCCCCUUUGUCCUCCUCUUGUUCUUCUAUGGUGACCGGAGGCCACCUCCCACUUAACGAGAACGACUCGCAAGACAUGGUCAUCUUCGAGGCUCUUCGAGAGGCCUCAGCGGUGACCACCGCGGUCACCGCGCCGUCCCCUGCAGCGGCGGCGGGCGAUGCGGGGUCCAUCCGGAAGCGCAUCGAGCCAACCGGGCGCGUCGGGAAGAACCACUACCGGGGAGUGAGGCGGCGGCCGUGGGGGAAAUACGCCGCGGAGAUUCGCGACUCUUCGCGGCACGGCGCACGCCUGUGGCUCGGGACGUUCAACACGGCGGAAGAGGCGGCCCGGGCGUAUGACCGCGCCGCUUUCCGGAUGCGGGGCGCCAAAGCGAUGCUGAAUUUCCCGCCGCCACUCGCGAUGGGCGGCGGCGGCGGCGUUGUCGCGGCGCCGGGCGGGGGUGGGGUGGUGGUGCUUCAGGAUCUGGGGCCGGAUUACCUGGAGAGAUUGCUUCGGGCUUCUGAAGUGGGUGAAGGUGCAAGUGAGUGUUCCCAGUCGGCAAUUCAGUACCGUUUGAUGUCCCAGUGAAGCCUGGUGAUUGGGUGAAGCUAUUGUGAUAUCUGGACUCAAUUUAUCCAGGUUAGGAUGGAGAGGAGUUCUUGCUGAGCUAUGUAAUAGAAAAUGUUACUAAUUAAGAUGGACAUGGCUUUGAUAAUGGACAAAAUUCCAAAGAUCACGUAUAAAACACCAUUUAUCGAUUAAAUAUAGAUAUUGGUGAUUAACCGAGAGGAAGGCAAGUCCAACCAGCAUCAUUGGUCUGGCCAUGUACCGCAUCAAUUCCGAACUACUGUGUCGGUCUAGUAAAUUGAGUGGAGAUCUGGCAAGCAAUUGAUAAAGAUCACCAAUGUAUUCUUGAUUGUUCCAAGGGCUUUAUGUGGUACAUGCCUGAUAGGAUAGGAUAUUGCCCACUCUGCUCCUUACUUCUUUUGGAAUUCAUAAAAUUAGUGAAUCAUGUUGUUCGAUCA
This is a messenger RNA of Elaeis guineensis (African oil palm), 1217 nucleotides long. RefSeq names its product pathogenesis-related genes transcriptional activator PTI5. The record is from RefSeq and is a predicted model, not a curated record. Lineage: Eukaryota; Viridiplantae; Streptophyta; Magnoliopsida; Arecales; Arecaceae. Gene Ontology annotation, molecular function: DNA binding; DNA-binding transcription factor activity. Gene Ontology annotation, biological process: ethylene-activated signaling pathway; regulation of DNA-templated transcription.